This is a messenger RNA of Bolinopsis microptera, 1890 nucleotides long. RefSeq lists its product as uncharacterized. Lineage: Eukaryota; Metazoa; Ctenophora; Tentaculata; Lobata; Bolinopsidae. The record is from RefSeq and is a predicted model, not a curated record. The transcript has 10 exons. The coding region runs from base 160 to 1830 and encodes 556 amino acids.
CCCUACAAGUGAGAGAUGUUGCCCAGCCUCAGGCUCUCCAGGGAUACUUUGAUACUCUGAGACAAAUCAUCUCCAAACUGAGGGAACUUGGAGUUGACACAGUGUGUGGACAGACUGUAUCUGAGCUGAUUGAUCUCCUCGGACUGCCUGACUUCUUAGAUGGAAUUGUUGCUACCUGCUAGAGGCUUCGUCUGCAAUGCCCUGAGCCUUCAAGUGAGAGAUGCUGCCCAGCCUCAAGCUCUCCAGGGAUACUUUGAUACUCUGAGACAAAUCAUCUAUAAACUCAAGGAACUCGGACACGACACAGUUUGCGGAUCAACUGUAUCUGAGCUGAUUGAACUCCUCGGACUGCCAGAUAUUUUGGACGGAAUUGUUGCUACUGCUAGAGGUUUCGUCUGCAGUGCCCUGAGCCUUCAAGUCAGAGAUGCUGCUCAGCCUCAAGCUCUCCAGGGAUACUUCGACACUCUGAGACAAAUCAUUUCUAAACUUAAGGAACUCGGACACGACACAGUUUGCGGAUCAACUGUAUCUGAGCUGAUUGAACUCCUCGGACUGCCUGACUUCUUAGAUGGAAUUGUUGCUACUGCUAGAGGUUUCGUCUGCAGUGCCCUGAGCCUUCAAGUCAGAGAUGCUGCUCAGCCUCAAGCUCUCCAGGGAUACUUCGACACUCUGAGACAAAUCAUUUCUAAACUUAAGGAACUCGGACACGACACAGUUUGCGGAUCAACUGUAUCUGAGCUGAUUGAACUCCUCGGACUGCCUGACUUCUUAGAUGGAAUUGUUGCUACUGCUAGAGGUUUCGUCUGCAGUGCCCUGAGCCUUCAAGUGAGAGAUGCUGCCCAGCCUCAAGCUCUCCAGGGAUACUUUGAUACUCUGAGACAAAUCAUCUCUAAACUAAGGGAACUUGGACACGAAACAGUUUGCGGACAGACCGUAUCUGAGCUGAUUGACCUUCUUGGAUUACCUAGCAUCUUGGACAGUGUUGUUGCUACCGCUAGAGGUUUCAUUUGCAGUGCCCUGAGCCUUCAAGUGAGAGAUGCUGCCCAGCCUCAAGCUCUUCAGGGAUACUUCGAUACUCUGAGACAAAUCAUCUCUAAACUUAGGGAACUCGGACACGACACAGUUUGCGGAUCAACUGUAUCUGAGCUGAUUGAACUCCUCGGACUGCCUGACUUCUUAGAUGGAAUUGUUGCUACCGCUAGAGGUUUCAUUUGCAGUGCCCUGAGCCUUCAAGUGAGAGAUGCUGCCCAGCCUCAAGCUCUCCAGGGAUACUUUGAUACUCUGAGACAAAUCAUCUAUAAACUCAAGGAACUCGGACACGACACAGUUUGCGGAUCAACUGUAUCUGAGCUGAUUGAACUCCUCGGACUGCCAGAUAUUUUGGACGGAAUUGUUGCUACUGCUAGAGGUUUCGUCUGCAGUGCUCUGAGCCUUCAAGUCAGAGAUGCUGCCCAGCCUCAAGCUCUUCAGGGAUACUUCGAUACUCUGAGACAAAUCAUCUUUAAACUCAAGGAAAUCGGUCACGAAACAGUUUGCGGACAGAGUACGACUGAGCUGCUCGAACUUCUCGGACUCCCUGACAUUCUUGCUGAUAUCGUGGCAACUGCACGAGGCUUUGUCUGCAGUGUUCUCAGUCUCGAGGCCAGAUCUGAUGUCCUACAGGGAGAUGGACUCUUUGCUAAAACUAUGGAGAUCUUCUAUAAACUUCUCGCGAUCGGUCAAGAGACAGUGUGCGGCGAAUCCGUUUCAGAACUUAUUGACUUGCUGGGACUUCCUUCUGGGCUAGAGAACGUGGUGGCCACUGCUCGUGGCUGGGUCUGCAGUAUCUAGAUAACAAACAGACUUCUUCCAUUUUCAUAAAGAGAUCCAAAUUUAUUAACUUAGAAAAAA